AUGGUGGACCCUGUUGCGUUGAAGCCAUCGAUUCAGUUUCAAGGAAGUCAAGGGCACAUUUCUAUACCCAGGCCCGACGGCCCAGCGGGGGUCCGCACAUUUUCGUUUUAUCUCUCCAAUAUUGGCAAGGAUAGUCCUCAGGGAAGUUUUGACUGCAUCCAGCAGUACGUGUCCAGCAAUGGGAGCAUUCAGCUGGACUGUCUGGGCAGCAUUCAGGAUAAGAUCACCGUCUGCGCUACAGAUGAGUCCUACCAGAAGGCAAAGCAGAGCAUGGCCCUGGUGGAAGAGGAGACACGGAGCCGGGGGGCCAUUGUGAUCAAGCCAGGAGGCCGCUACGUUGGCAAGACUGUCAAAAUGCGCAAGCCUGCACCAGGGGUUUCGGACACUGUUCCUUCCCGGAUCCGCCCAACACCUGUCAACCUGGCUAGCGCCAUGAAGAAAGGCAACAGCGCCAUCUCCCAGCGGCCGUUCAAAGACCGGGUGAUGCACCUGCUGGCCCUGAAGCCCUACAAGAAGCCGGAGCUGCUCCUCAGGCUGCAGAAGGACGGCCUUUCCAUGCAGGAUAAAGAUUCCCUAGACAUGCUCCUGCAGCAGGUGGCAAACAUGAACGCCAGAGACAGCACAUGUACCCUGAAAGAUCAUUUGUACAAGGAGGUACAGAAGGACUGGCCGGGCUACUCAGAAGGAGACCAACAGCUGUUGAAGAGGAUCCUUUUCCGGAAACUCUGCCAGCCACCAAUUGCUGCCUGCCCCUCAGAGAACCCUGCACCCAGUCCCCCCCGUGACAAUGAUGUGCCCAUCUCGUCUUCCCCUCCCCAGAAACGAGCCCAACCCCUGGAAUUCACUGAUCCCUUGUCCAGCAAGAAGCUGCGGAUCUCCCAUUUUGCCCAAAGGACUCAGCCUACUUUCAAUGGCAAACUGAACUCGGCCCAUGGCAGGGAGGCUCCUUUGCACACGGCAGCGGCAGUGACAACGGAUUCCCUCACUGCCAGCUCGCUCGCACCUACUCUGGACCUGCUCAGGCCCCACGACCUUCUGACCGACGUCAGCAAUGACCUGAGUCACAACGGCAAAGACUUUGAGGCGGCGGGCGAGGCGAGUGGCAGGCUCUCCACUGCCCAGCCAGCAACAGACUCUGCCCAGGCUGGCAAACACAAUGGUGGCACGCAUUCGAAAUUCCGAAAGAAGUCAAAGAAGCACAAGGAAAGGGAAAGGAAGGAAGAACAUUCACUGCCAUCUCCACCUCAGGCAGGCCCUCGAGAGAAGCCAAACUGUGAACUGAAAAAGGAGAGCGGCCCAGUCACUGGUCCCACACAAGAUGUGGCAGGUGUGAACGGGACGUGCCACAACACCAGCGUCACAACAUCAACAUCGGAAACACCGGCUUACUUACUCAAAUAUGGUGCCAUCUCUUCCUCGGAGCAACGCCAGAGCUACAAAAACGACUUCAACGCAGAGUACGGCGAGUACCGUGACCUCCAUGCCCGCAUAGAAAGGAUAACGUGCCGGUUCAUGCAGCUGGACUCUCAACUGAAACAGCUUUCGCAGGGCUCCGAAGAGUACAAGACAAUCCAUGAUCAGAUCUUACAAGAAUAUCGGAAAAUUAAAAGAACGAACCCCCACUAUAGCCAAGAGAAGAACCGCUGUGAAUAUCUGCACAACAAGCUGGCCCACAUCAAAAAACUGAUAGCCGAGUACGACCAACAGCAGUUUCAGUCUUGGCACUGAGGCAGAGCGAGUGGUGGGGAGAGAAGAGUGCCCUCACUGGGCACAUCAAUCCAUGACCAGUUUCUCAAGGGGGAAGAGGGGUUCGUGUGGGGCAGGGGGAGACUGGGAUGUCCAUCAAAGAGCCAACUUUCACUCUUCUUUGGGUCCAGUAAACCACAGAUCUAAUGUCACAAGAAGAGCUAAUCUCAAGCUUUUAUUCUACAAUCCUGGGAACUGCCAUGGCACACCGUUUUAAAUGUCUCUCCCCAAUAUUAAAAAAAAAAACAAUACAAAGAGAGUUUGCUUAUUUUUGGAUGCAAGCAAAAGGCCUCUCCAUCCCAAAGAAUUUGCUCUCCCUGGUGCCCCUUUCCCUACCUCCUGCCCCAGCUUUGAAGAGCCAGCAUCCAAAUGUUUCUCCUUUGCUCCAACUUUGAUUGACAGGCCACAUCGCCAAUGGGGGUUCUUGGGGAGCAGGGGGGAGAUCCACCACCAAAAUCAGGAUGCAAAAUCUGUUCUUAAUGCUUGCCAUUAAACAGUUGUAUCGCACCCAGCUCUCUCUGCUUCUGUGCUUCAGCUGAAGCCCUCGCAAGGUUCUGGCAACAUUGCACACUUUUAGCAGGGAAGGAACACCACCUUGUCUUACUUGAUGCAUUCAUCUUUCAUUCAUAAGCUCCUCCAUUCUUUUUUCUUGUUAUAUUUUUAAAGGUUUCUUCUAAAACAGUGCUUCCUCCUUUGUCAAGCCCUAUUUCUUACCUUGUUUACCUCUCUUGCUAUGUGUGGUUGCAUGUUCACUUCCACACAGCCACACACAGCGGGAGCGUGUGCUUGGGUCAACCCAAAUGAUACAAAUCUCCCAAGGAGGUAUUUCUUAUUCUUUUUUUCUUCCAUCUCUAUCUAAGGAGGGAGGUGGUGAGCAUACCCGAAACCAAAAAACAUCCGGCAUCUCCUCCUCCCAUUUUGUACCCACAGGUCAGGGAUGUUCUCUCCCACUUUUCCCCCUGAAAGCUGGCCACUGGUUUUCUUUCUCUAGCCCUGCUGGCAUUUAAAAACAGUUUCUGACAGAGGGGUUGCCCCAUCGUUCACCAACUUCAGUGACUCGUGGAUCAUUGCUUCACAUUUAGCUUUGAACUGCUCUUUCCUUUGCAGGGUUUCAGGAGUUCCUCUGUGGCUAUUUCAAAACAAUAAUAAUAAUAUCCAACACUGAGGAGGGGCACUCAGACUGCUCCCCGUCUGAAAGAGGGGGGUAUUUCUGCCAAAGCAAGGAGGUUGGAGAUUUCCAAAUUUGCCCCAGAGCCUCAUAUGCAAAGAGUCACAGAGGAGGGAGAAGGAACUGAUACAGGUUUCAGUGGCAUUUCUUCAAAAUGAAGAUUUUUUUGUUUGCUUUGACUUGGGAUGCAAGGAACCAGUGGUGCAUUUAGGAAAUGAGGCCAAACACUCUCCUUGUGUGUGUUCAGACUAAGUGCAAACCUUUGGCCUUUUUGGUUGUGUGUGCUUCUCUGGAAAGGAAAAAUAGGGGCUCUGGAUAUCUUGUGGCCCUCUCCAGAGACUGAUAAGGUGGUUCCCCAAACUUUGGGAGAGGUGCCUGGGCAACUACGGCUCUCAUGUCCCCUCUGGCAUCAUGGUUGGUGGCGGUACCAUGCACCACUGCCAUGCACAAAUCCCAUGUGCCACGGUGCUUUUGCAUCCUCCAUCUUUUCUCUUUCUCAGGCCCAGUCUGGUGGCAGUGAAAUGUCAUUUUUAACCACUGUGAUGUGGGGAUCCAACCAUGGGUCCGUCUUGACCUCCCUCUUCCUUUUUUUCCGCACCAAGAGUUGGAUGCCUUUUGAAUUCUUCUUCCUUUAUCAAUUUUCAAAUCUAUGAAUGAUAGAUAAUCUGGAGAAAUACACACACCCAAGAGUUGGGUUCCUGUUGAAAUGCCGUUUGUUUAGGAACAGCAACAUGAAAUGUUAUGAGAGGGGUGUGAGUUUAACUUUGUGAGGAGCGUUCUCUCCAAAUUUGAGAUAUUUUUGAGAUAUUGGGGGCGGGAGCGAUGGUCUAUUUUUUCAAGGGAAAUGAUUAAAAGUUUAAAAAGUUGAAUCUCAGUUCUUUAUACAAUAAACUUGUUCUAUAUGAUAUUUUUGCAAAUGAGAGUUGGAUAUAAAGAUAUAUUGUGUACAUUACACACCUGUGUAUAUAAUAUAUAUAUAUGUAUAUGUAUAAAUAAAAUAUAUAUAUUCUGGAACUUUCUAGAAUUUGGAAUAGCUAUUUAAUGACUCUCCAAAAGGAAGAAAAAAUAAUACUGUGAGGCUUUGCUUUGCUGCUUCAUUUUGAGACUGUGUUUUAAAAAGCAUAGGGAUUUUUUAAAGUUAAAAUAGGCCUUUAUUUUCUCUUUUAUUUUCAUUUUAGCUUUUAGCAAACUUUGUGCUUGGGGCGGGUGAUCUUUGCAGGAACCCCUUCCUAAGCCAGUUUGGUCAUGUUCUCUAACUUAUUCAUAAAGUGUGAGUUUUCUUUUAAAUAAUUGUACAACAGAUUAUUUUUUAAAAAAUACAUUGAGCCAUGAUGAUGUUUACAGGAAAAAAUGGUUUUCUUUUUUAGGAUUAACAUGUUUUCCAUAUUGCCAAAACGUUACCAAUUUAAAAGUGGCCCUUCUCUGCUUUCCUAAUGCUUUUUCUUAAGAAGGCAGAGAAGGGUUUUUUUAUUGUGUACAUAUUGCAAGGCAAAAAGACAAAACCAAAUGUUAAUUUUUAUUCUUUUAAAAAAAAAAUAAUAAGUUGCAACAUAUAAUAAAGUCAUUGUAUUGGA
This is a messenger RNA of Sceloporus undulatus (fence lizard), 4488 nucleotides long. RefSeq names its product elongation factor for RNA polymerase II (gene ELL). The transcript is spliced from 12 exons. Lineage: Eukaryota; Metazoa; Chordata; Lepidosauria; Squamata; Phrynosomatidae. Gene Ontology annotation, molecular function: cis-regulatory region sequence-specific DNA binding. The coding region runs from base 1 to 1728 and encodes 575 amino acids. Gene Ontology annotation, biological process: transcription elongation by RNA polymerase II; snRNA transcription by RNA polymerase II; positive regulation of transcription elongation by RNA polymerase II. The record is from RefSeq and is a predicted model, not a curated record. Gene Ontology annotation, cellular component: transcription elongation factor complex.